Telopea speciosissima is the source of this 837-nucleotide messenger RNA. Its product is annotated as basic leucine zipper 61-like. The record is from RefSeq and is a predicted model, not a curated record. The coding region runs from base 1 to 837 and encodes 278 amino acids. Gene Ontology annotation, molecular function: DNA binding; DNA-binding transcription factor activity. Lineage: Eukaryota; Viridiplantae; Streptophyta; Magnoliopsida; Proteales; Proteaceae. The transcript is spliced from 4 exons. Gene Ontology annotation, cellular component: nucleus. Gene Ontology annotation, biological process: positive regulation of DNA-templated transcription.
AUGGCUGGGAUGAACAAGUUGGUGAGCAUGGAGCUACCACCAAGGUACCCAAGGCCAACUGCAACUUCUACCAUGAAUCAAAAGCUAGUGGAUGAUAAGUUCAAGAAGAUUGAGAUUUCAUCCCAAUCAUCUGGUGAGAACCCUAGCUCAGGUCCUUCCAUCAAACUUGAGCUUGAAAAUCUAUAUCAACACAAAUGGAUCAGAAAAUUUGAUCCUAAUAUGGAUCCAAAAAAGUUAAGACGGCUUAUUGGAAAUCGACUAUCUGUGCAAAAAAACCGGCUUAGAAAGUUGGAAUACAGUGCUCAACUCGAACAAAAUGUGAAUAAUCUCAAGGAAUUUAUCUCAUUGAUGGCCUCUCAAGUCUCCCAGAAUGAAUGCAAACAUAGUGAGCUGAGUAUUGAAAAUGAUGCUAUAAGGGAUAGGAUAGCCAAACUAAGUGAUGAACAAAGACUCAAACAAAUUGAAAAUAAGUUGUUAAAUCAAGAAAAACAUAGGUGGUUGGAUAUCUUCCAACAGCAGCAACUGCUCAACAACAACAACCCAUUCAUGAACCUGGCUAAGUGUAACCUUGGGCAAGAGAAACUGUUCAACAUCAACCCUCCAAUGAAUCAGGCUGAGCAAUUGUACAACAUGAACAACCCAAUGGACCAGGCUAAGCAACUCUUUAACAUCAACUACUCAAUGAACCUGAUUGAAUGUAAAUUUGGGCAAGAACAACUGUUCAACAUUAACAACCCCAUGAAUCUAGCUGAGUUCAAACUUAUUGGGGAAGAGCAACUGUCCAACAUCAACAAUCCAAUGGACCUAAAUCCUGUCUCCAUGAAGUACUUCAUGUGA